Messenger RNA from Schistocerca americana (American grasshopper), 2299 nucleotides. RefSeq names its product anoctamin-7-like. Gene Ontology annotation, molecular function: protein dimerization activity; chloride channel activity. Lineage: Eukaryota; Metazoa; Arthropoda; Insecta; Orthoptera; Acrididae. The transcript has 14 exons. Gene Ontology annotation, cellular component: plasma membrane. The coding region runs from base 38 to 2299 and encodes 753 amino acids. Gene Ontology annotation, biological process: chloride transmembrane transport. The record is from RefSeq and is a predicted model, not a curated record.
ACGCUCCUCGCGCCGGGAGCUCUGGCGGCAGCGCUUCAUGGGCAACCUGCAGCGAUCCGGCCUCCACAUGGAAGAGGAGUUGGUGGAGACGCAGACAAGCCGCAAAACACUUUGUUUCAUUAAGCUCCAUGCCACGUGGUCUGUACUAUGCCACUAUGCAGAAGAACUGAAUAUGAGAGCACCAUUACAGGCUCAUCCAAAUCCUUCAAUUAACUGGUCUGAACAGAUACUCAAAGCUCUCCGGCUGCCAAAUAUUAUGUAUGAAGAUGUUCCCAACAAACCUCUUGAUUACUAUACUUGUCCAUUUCGCAAGUCUAAAAUAGACAGGUUCCUUGGCAGUGAUAACCAUGAUACUUACUUUACCAAUGUUCAGCGUAGUCGCAUAUUGUACGAGAUCCUUUCAACAGCUAUAUUUGGCAAGAAGAAGAAAGGUGAAGUGGGCAUUGAAAGGCUAGUGGAAGAAGGGGUCUUCUGCUCAGCAUUUCCUCUACAUGAUGGGCCUUAUGAAGUGAAGAGAAGAACUGAUGGCACACCACUAGGACCACUCAAUCCCCGUCAGGUCCUCUAUGAAUACUGGGCCCGUUGGGGAAAGUGGUAUAAGUACCAACCACUUGACCAUAUUAGAGAAUAUUUUGGUGAGAAGAUAGCAAUCUACUUUGCUUGGCUUGGCUUCUACACUGGAUGGCUACUGCCUGCUGCUGUGGUUGGCUUGUUGGUCUUCAUGUAUGGUGUUUGCACAAUGCACUCAAAUAGACUGGCAAAAGAAGUAUGCAGUAGCCAAGGACAGUUUAAGAUGUGUCCUCUCUGUGAUGUGGAAAUUGGUUGCAAUUAUUGGGACCUGAGUGAUGUUUGUGGCUAUGCUCAAUUUGCCUACCUCUUUGAUCAUCCAGGCACAGUCUUCUAUGCAAUUUUUGUUUCAUUUUGGGCUGUAACUUUCCUGGAGUACUGGAAACGCAAGUCUGCAAGCCUGGCUCAUCACUGGGAUUGCAUGGGGUUCCAGGAGGAAGAGGAACGGCCACGGCCGGAGUUCGCAGCACGUGCCCCAUUUCUGGAACGUAAUCCUGUUACUGGAGUGAGGGAACCAAGCUUCCCUUCCUCCCUACGGCACAAACGCAUUGCUGCAGGAAUUGGAAUAAUUUUUUUGAUGAUGUCCCUGGUUAUAAUUUUCAUUAUUGCCAUCAUAAUAUACAGAGUGCUUGUGUCUAUUCCACUGUUCCAAAAUGCAACCCUCAGAUCACAGGCACAGGCCAUAGCCAACCUUACAGGUGCCGUGGUGAAUUUAAUUCUUAUAAUGGUCAUGAGCCGUGUUUAUGAGAAGCUUGCUUAUCGUCUCACAACAUGGGAAAUGCAUCGUACACAGACAGAAUUUGAUGACAAUCUAACAUUCAAAGUGUUCAUUUUCCAGUUUGUGAAUUUCUACUCAUCAAUAUUUUACAUAGCAUUUUUCAAGGGUCGUUUUGUUGGUUAUCCUGGAAACUACACUAAAAUACUGAAACUCAGGAAUGAAGAUUGCAGUGCUGGAGGAUGUCUGAUUGAAUUAGCACAGCAAUUAGCUGUCAUAAUGAUUGGAAAGCAGAUAAUAAACAAUGCACAAGAAAUACUUGUCCCAAAGUUGAAAGCAUGGUGGCACAAGAAACAAGUUAAGCUUACUAAGAAGCACAAAACCCGAUGGGAAGAAGAUUACCAACUUAUACAGAAUGAAGGACUUUUUCAAGAAUAUCUGGAAAUGGUACUCCAGUUUGGUUUCAUCACAAUAUUUGUAGCAGCAUUUCCACUUGCUCCAUUGUUUGCUCUCCUCAAUAACUGGGUUGAAAUUCGUUUGGAUGCACAAAAGUUUGUGUGUGAAACAAGACGCACAGUUGCAGAGCGGGCAGAGAAUAUAGGCAUUUGGUUCAAAAUUCUUGAUAUGCUGGCACAUCUGGCAGUCAUAAGCAAUGGUUUCCUCAUUGCUUUCACUUCAGAAUUUUUACCCAAAUUAUUGUAUCAGUACGAGUAUGAUUGGGAUCUGACUGGAUAUGUGAAUUUCACAUUGGCAUAUGCUCCAAAGGGGAAUACAACUGAACAGUGCCGUUAUCGUGGAUUCAGAGAUGAGACUGGUAGUCACACACCAUUUUUUUGGAGACUGCUUGCUGUGCGCUUUGCCUUUGUCAUCAUUUUUGAGCAUGUUGUCUUUGGAAUCUGCCGACUGAUUGACAUUUUGGUACCUGAUAUACCAGAAAGUCUUGAACUGAAGAUAAAGAGGGAACGUUAUUUAGCAAAGCAGGCACUUCAGGACUCUGAAACAAUCCUCAAGGUUUAG